This is a messenger RNA of Diutina rugosa, 1317 nucleotides long. RefSeq lists its product as uncharacterized. The transcript has a single exon. NCBI's taxonomy places the organism in Eukaryota, Fungi, Ascomycota, Pichiomycetes, Serinales, Debaryomycetaceae. The record is from RefSeq and is a predicted model, not a curated record. The coding region runs from base 1 to 1317 and encodes 438 amino acids.
AUGGUUGACGGCAAACUGAAGGGCAAAGACUCUAAUCAGCAAAAGAAACGGAAAUUGAUGUUUGACGUUUUGGCCAGUGACAUCAUCAUCGAGAUCCUCAAACAUUUGUCCAAAAACACGAUCAUGAACUUCUUAUUAUGUGUGCUGUCAUGGGAUAUGGGUGACAACAACUGGCGAAUCGCUGAUGAUAUUAGAAGCUUCCUCUUCCGCCUAGUGUACGUGCUCCCGCCUGGGAAGGAAUACAACCCUGACUUGUCGACCGACUCCUCCGAUGACUGGCUUGUGCUCACCGAUACUCAGUACCACAAUCUCGUGCUCCACGGGUUUGAAUGGCCAAUGGGGCUUACCUUGAUUGAAGGGACGACGAGGAAGUCCUGGAAACGGUACCAUAAGGCAAACCCUAACUACAUGUCGGUAGAGAUCACUGCUAUUCCCCGCACAUCCCCCAAUUACUAUGAAGGACACUCAUCUCAAGCUGGCAUCCCUUCAAACUACACCGCAACCAAUAUCUUGGGAUUAAAGGGACCGCGAGUGUUUGACCACCUUAAACAAUUCCCCAAUUGCCAUCUUGAACGUUUGGUAAUCGAGGACUAUAUUGAAAAACCCAAGUACCCCAUGGAUAUCAGAGUGGACAGUCUCCAGCUUAACGGACGCCACCCGGGUAUUCACAAGAUUGUUGAUCUCGGCUCAGUGAAACAAUUAUCCAUUAUGACGCUUGGUGCCUACCACGACGAUGGAAUCCUCAAGUACCGCCUGCAAUUGACUCGAUUGACUGAUUUAUCCGUGCUUGCGGGUGUGGGGAUCCGUAACUACGAGUUCGAUAUGAUUUGUGGCCUUCCGAAAUCAGUACGGCAUUUGGUGGUAGUUGUGGACCACGUUUACGAAGAGUUCUUCCACGACGCGUUGACGAUUGCCGGGUUCUACCCGAAACUUGAACACCUAGAGUUGACGUGCCGCGUCGACUCGAUCACCUGGCCACGAGUACGUACGUGUGUGGCCAAACUCUCCCACUUUGAAUGGAUAGAGGUGGCGAGACAUAAGUUGACCAACUUAAAGACUAUGGUGUGGACGGAACAAGGGGCGAGAAACUAUACGUGGUUGACAAAUGUAUUAGUCAAUGACGACAACACCCUUAACGACGACGGUAACUCCAGCGACGACGUGGAGUAUGGAGGCUACUGGGCGAGUGAGGAAGAUCUGAGCGAUGACAUUAAUGACAAUCUGAGCAGUGACGACAAAGACGACGACGACGAAAAAGAGCUGGGCUGGGCUCUGUUUGACCAAGCAUUGACCCACUGGAUCACCACUGGGUUUUAA